AUGCGUGGAGUGGAUGAGAACUGGCAAGCAGAUCUUGUUGAUAUGACGGCCUAUUCCCGCGAAAACAAAGGCUACAAAUAUCUUCUAACAGUCAUCGAUAUAUUUUCAAAAUAUGUCUGGGCUGUGCCAACUAAAACUAAGUAUGGGAAAGAUGUGACAAAUGCUAUGGAGUCUGUACUGAAACAAGGUCGUAUUCCAAAGAAAUUACAUGUGGAUCGUGGCAAAGAAUUUUACAACAGAGAGUUCAAAAAGCUCAUGAAAGAUUAUGGGAUUACCAUGAAACUGAAAGCUCAUAACACAACGAAAAUUAAGUUCAAAGUUGGAGAUAAGGUACGCGUCAGCAAGUACAAGAAUAUUUUUGAGAAGGGCUAUACACUCAACUGGACAACGGAGAUAUUCACAAGAAAUGAAGUUGUGAAUACCAAUCCUGUAACCUAUAAACUCAUUGAUUAUGAAAAUCAACCAAUUGAAGGUGGAUUCUAUCAAGAGGAACUGACAAAAGUGAUAUAUCCUGAUGUUUAUCUCAUAGAAAAAGUACUUCGGAGACGUGGAAAUAAAGUUUUCGUCAAGUGGUUGGGCUUCGAUAAUGCUCACAAUAGUUGGAUCAAUGACGAUGAUUUGUGA
This is a messenger RNA of Diachasma alloeum, 624 nucleotides long. RefSeq lists its product as uncharacterized. Gene Ontology annotation, biological process: DNA integration. Bases 1 to 624 code for a protein of 207 amino acids. Gene Ontology annotation, molecular function: nucleic acid binding. The transcript is spliced from 2 exons. The record is from RefSeq and is a predicted model, not a curated record. NCBI's taxonomy places the organism in Eukaryota, Metazoa, Arthropoda, Insecta, Hymenoptera, Braconidae.